Panicum virgatum (switchgrass) is the source of this 790-nucleotide messenger RNA. RefSeq lists its product as uncharacterized. Lineage: Eukaryota; Viridiplantae; Streptophyta; Magnoliopsida; Poales; Poaceae. The coding region runs from base 65 to 790 and encodes 241 amino acids. The record is from RefSeq and is a predicted model, not a curated record. The transcript has 3 exons.
AGGGAAUAGUUUGCCUGAUUAUACCUUGUAAGCUUCAGCGCUUCAGCUGCCUGACGAUUUUUGGAUGCGGGAGGCUGAAAUUGAUAGAGAGCAAAGCUCCGAAUCUCUCCACUUUAAACUUUUCCGGAAGGCAAAACUAUCACUUGGAGAAGCUUUGCAAAUGAAGACAUUAAGCAUGUCGUAUUCAGAUGUUGUCUGUUAUGCUCGUACUGAGCUGCCGUCCAUUAUGCCAAAUCUUGGUGCUCUUACAUUAAGUUCCUGUGACGAGGUGGUCAAUACACCAAUGCUGCCUACCAAAUUCCUCUGCCUCAAGCACUUGACCAUUUGUUUGAGAUCAGGACACUCGCCAUAUGACUAUUUUUCUCUGGUUUCUUUCCUUGAAGCAUCUCCAUCCUUGGAGACUUUGAGCUUGGAUGUGUGGAAGAAACCUAUGAACCACGAAACGGUUUUUGGACAUUCCCCACAUUUGAGGCAGAUGACUGAAGAUCAGCAUUGCUAUCUCAAGAAUGUGAAGAUCAUGGGGUUUAGCUCUGCGAAGGGCUUGGUUGAGCUGACCUGUUAUAUCCUGAAGAACGCAGUAUUACUCGAGUGUCUUACAUUGGACACCAAUUAUGGUUGUACUAGCAGGUGUUCUGACAGCGGAUCUGGACGGUGCGGCUCCUUUGGCAACGGUCUAAGGGAAGCCCGUAGAGCGUUUCGGGCUAUUAGAACAUACAUUGAGGAUAAACUUCCUGCUAGAGUUAAGUUGACUGUUGUGGGGCCUUGUAGUCAAUGCCAUAAGUUGUCAUAA